Molecule: messenger RNA, 5170 nt
Organism: Astyanax mexicanus (Mexican tetra)
Lineage: Eukaryota; Metazoa; Chordata; Actinopteri; Characiformes; Acestrorhamphidae
Gene: prpf4bb
Product: pre-mRNA processing factor 4Bb
Exons: 15
Coding region: 39-3245 (1068 amino acids)
Biological process (GO): peptidyl-serine phosphorylation; peptidyl-threonine phosphorylation; mRNA cis splicing, via spliceosome
Molecular function (GO): ATP binding; protein serine/threonine kinase activity
Source: RefSeq, a predicted model, not a curated record
CUUCUACUAACCAAACGUUGUUUUGAUGGUUCGUGCCUAUGGUGGUUGAGUUGGUGGGUGAGCGGCGGUGCAGUGACCGGGAUAGAGCACUAGGGAGCAGCAGCGGGCUGGAGCCGGAGCCGGGCUCAGUCUCUCCACCGUUAAACUCCGCGGAGGAAGAAAAACACAGCGGCCAGCGCUCGGAGAAAAUGGCCGAUGUGGAGAUGGAUUUACAAAGCGAGAGGCUGAAUAACGGGAAAGAAGACUUAGAAAGUCCAGAAAAGAGCGGGAAUGAGAACGGCGACGUUUCAGAAGAAGAAGAUGAGGAAGAGGAGGGGGAGGAACAAACUGAGGUGAACGGAGAGAACAAAGGCGAACGCUCCAAACACCACAGCAGCAGCGGUAGCAAACACAAGAAGAAGAAACACAAGCACCGUAGCAAACACAAAAAGCAUAAGCAUGCGUCAGAAGAGGAUAAGGAUCGCAAGCGUAAACACAGACAUAAACAUAAGAAGCACAGACGCAAAGAGGCAGCAUCUCCUUCAGGAGGUGCCAACAAGAAGCCUGAGGAUGGCUCCCCUUCUUCUGAGAACCCAAACAUGGAUGACAGGGCUCUACUGGAGGAUCUGGAGAAGCAGCGAGCACUGAUUAAGGCUGAACUGGACAGUCAACUGAUGGAGGGGAAGGUACAGUCAGGCAUGGGUCUUAUCUUGCAAGGGUACAACUCCGGCUCUGAGGAGGAUGGAGAUGGGCAGAGGGCACGAAAUGGGGAACAGCGGCAGAAAGGCAGUGGGGGUAAAACCCGUUCACCCAGGGACCAGAGCAGCAGAGGGGGCAGAACCAGACGGGAAUCGCCAGAAGCCACUAAAGCUAGUGGUAAGCGUCGCAGUCGGUCCAGAGACAGGGCAGGCAGGGACAGCAAAACCGGAAAGACGACCAAAACCAGCAAAGAGGAGACCAAGGAGCACAGCAGAUCAGAAGACAAGAAGCGUUCCAAGAGCAGAGACCGAUCCAAAGACAGGGGAAGAAAAUCCUCUUCACCAUCCAACCGGAGACGCACUUCAGCAGAAAGAAGAGCUGAACAGAAAGGACGUUCUGACAAGCGCUCCUCCCCAACACAAAUAGAGGAGAGGAGGACUCAGGAGCAGGCCGGUCAGAGGUCUGGGUCACGCAGAAGCCGUUCACGUGAUCGGCGGUCUCGCUCCAAAGAGGCCCAUCCAGCCCGUUCAGAGACUGAUAAGGAAAAGCGGCCGGGAAAGUCCCCUUCAAAAGAUGCCUCGUCAGGAAAGGAGAAUCGCUCACCACACCACAGACGAGCAUCAAGCCCUCAACGCCGUCGCAGUUCCUCCCCCCGGCAAAGAGAACGGCAGGCUCACCGACAACCUUCAGGCUCCACCGAGCGGGGCUCCAAACAGAGCCACUCACCCUCUAGGAACAGGUCGCCUGCCAGAAGGGCCCGCAGCCGCUCAGCUGAGCGGAGGAGAGACUCACCUAUCAGAAAGCGUUCUCGUGCAGAUGGGAUCGGGAGGUCCCAUGAUUCCAGCCCAGUGAGGCGCAGGGUCAGCCGCUCACCGCUCAGAAGACGGUCCGUUUCACCACGAAGACAGUCUCGUCCUUCACCUAGAAGGCGGAGCCGAUCUCCAUUAAGGCGAAGGUCCCCUGAGAGGGAUCGGUUUGGGCGUGCCAGACCUCGUCGCUCUAUCUCCAGGGACCGUGAGCGCAGGCGGAGGCGAAGCAGAGAUGAAGACAAGUUCAAAGGGAGUCUAUCAGAGGGCAUGAAGGUGGACCAAGACUCCUCUUCUGAGGAAGUGAUGGAGGAUUUUGAUGCAGAAGAGGAGGAUGAAGAGGCUCUGAUUGAACAGCGACGACAGCAGCGGUUGGCUAUAGUACAGAAAUACAAGGCAGUAAAUGAGGAUAGCAACAUGGGUUCCAUGGCUUCUGAGCCCAGCAGCCCCCAGAGCAGCUCACGUAGCCGUUCACCCUCUCCGGACGAUAUCCUGGAGCGGGUUGCUGCUGACGUGAAGGAGUACGUGCGUGAGAAUUUAAACACGUUUGAGGCUAACAUCAAAGCCAAGCACAACCUCAUCGCCCAGGAGAAAGAGGGAGCCAGCACAAAAAAGCCCACUGCCCCUGACAUGUUCACAGAGUCUGACGACAUGUUUGCUGCAGACUUUGAUAGUGCCAGACUCAGGGCUGUGGGCAUCGGGAAGGACUUUAAAGAGAACCCGAAUCUCAGGGACAACUGGACUGAUGCUGAAGGCUAUUAUCGUGUAAACAUUGGCGAGUCAUUGGAUAAGCGCUACGAUGUCUAUGGAUACACAGGGCAGGGUGUCUUCAGCAACGUUGUCCGAGCCAGAGACACUGCCCGUGCUGGACAGGAUGUAGCAGUCAAGAUCAUCCGUAACAAUGAGCUAAUGCAGAAGACAGGACUGAAGGAACUGGAAUUUCUAAAGAAGCUUAACGAUGCUGAUCCUGAUGAUAAAUUCCACUGCUUGCGCCUCUUCAGACAUUUCUACCACAAACAGCACUUAUGUUUAGUGUUUGAGCCUCUUAGUAUGAAUCUACGAGAGGUCUUGAAGAAGUAUGGGAAAGAUGUAGGACUCCACAUUAAGGCUGUUCGUUCUUAUAGCCAGCAGCUGUUUCUGGCCUUAAAGCUUCUGAAACGCUGCAACAUCCUCCAUGCUGACAUCAAACCUGACAACAUUCUGGUGAAUGAGUCAAAGACCAUCCUGAAACUGUGUGAUUUUGGCUCGGCAUCUCACGUGGCUGAUAAUGAUAUUACACCAUACCUGGUCAGCAGGUUCUACAGAGCACCUGAAAUCAUCAUCGGGAAGCCAUACGACUAUGGAAUUGAUAUGUGGUCAGUGGGCUGUACACUUUAUGAGCUCUACACCGGAAAGAUCUUGUUUCCUGGCUCCUCCAAUAACCACAUGAUCAAACUGGCAAUGGAUCUAAAGGGCAAGAUGCCAAACAAGAUGAUCCGGAAAGGCUUGUUCAAAGAUCAACAUUUUGACCAGAACUUGAACUUCCUGUAUAUAGAAGUGGACAAAGUGACUGAAAGGGAGAAAGUGACCGUAAUGAGCACUAUUAACCCCACGAAGGACCUGUUAGCAGACAUGAUCGGUGGACAGAGGCUUCCUGAAGAGCAGAGGAAGAAAGUGAUGCAGCUGAAGGAUCUAAUAGAUGGCACUCUGAUGCUGGACCCAGCCAAGCGCAUCACCAUCAAUCAGGCCUUGCAGCACCCUUUUAUCCAGGAAAAGAUCUGACCUGACUUUUGUCACUAUUUGAUCUGACUUUCAUUUACUUUAUUUCUUUUUUUGACCUACCACUGGAAGUGCAGUGGUCACACCAGUCGUCCUCCUUCUGGAGAUCUGCCACCCUAUGGAAGUUUGGUCCUGAUCCCUGAUCCACUUAUCUUUAUCAGGAUGUGACUGAACUUACCUCAGUUAGCUAUGUUGGUGAGGAAAAGAGCUGAACUGGUAAAGGAAGAUGAUCUUCAGGUGGAGGGUAGGUCACUUCAGCACUAGAGUCAGAGCUGUGAUGCUGGUCCAGAACCGAACCAACUAAGUCCACUGCGAAUGUUUGGAACCAUUGAAGACUUAUUUUUUUAUUCCCUUUUUGUUUUGUUUUAGGUGCAGUUGUUUUUGUUUCCCCAUUUUUUGAUUACAAAGCUGUUGAAUGAUCUGGUUUUUAUUGUAUAUAAUCCAUACAUAAUUACAUGUGGUCAUUCACACCAGAAUGAGUGUUUUUUCUCUGCGGUUGUUAGAUUUGGACUUGCAAUUUAUUUAACUUCAGAUAUGGCUGGCCUUUAAGGGGGGCCUGGCAGCAGGAACAGCAAGUUCAGGCAUUAAAAUGGUAAGACAAUUGGAACAGUGUGACAUCUGAGACGGGAACAGAAUUUCUCAGCCCUCUAGAGGCCAAUUAAAUUUCACUUCAAGUAAACACCUCAAAACAUACUAGUCAGUUAUCACAGUUUCUUUGGUCAGCCAAUUAGAGGCUCAUUAGCUUAUUGCUCUGGGAAAUAGAUAAGUUGCUUCCUUUUGAGAAGGUUUCAAGACCACUUAAAGACAAGAGGGUUGAAACUCCUGAAAUGUCUUUUAUAUUUAUUUCCUCAGCUGUUUAGGAAUGCUCUUGUCGUUUGGUACUUCUGCCUUAGUGGCAGUGGUAAAAUGACAAUAUUCGAGAUCAGGAAAGUGCUGUUUUUUGCUGCCAUUUAUUAUGAUACUUUGGCUGUCAUUCGUCACAGAUUUAAAAGUACUACAUAGGGGGGAAAUCUCAUGCUGUUUUUUUUUUUUUUUUCCUCCUUCUUGAGUAAACACAAGCUGCAGGGCAUGGAUUUCCCGGGGCUAACCACUAACAUUCAGUUUGUCAGAGUCCUUAGGUAGGAGGUAUUUCAGAAACCAGGAUUUUCUAAUUCAGUCAGAUAACUUAAGCCCAAGCCAAGGCCUAGACCAGGAGAAAAAGUUAGGGACAUUAGCUGUGUUCCAAAGUAGUGCUGCACAAUAAUAAAAAAUCCUAUUAGAGUAAGUUUUUGUUCUGCAAUUUAUAUUGCGAUAUAUAUAUAAAAAUAAUAAUAAUAUAUGGUUUACAAGCGCAAAAAUGGUGGGAAUACUGGUCUAAAUAUUUCAGCACAUGUUUCUUCCUGUCUAGGCUAUUCAUACCAGCAAAAAAAAAACUUAUACUUGCCAUCAAAGCCAUUAUGGAUCAACACUGUUCUAUUCCUCCAGCUGCUGACUGCUGCACCUGUAUAGCCUGUUAGAUAUAGUGGUUAUUUUGUUAUAUUCCAGUCUUAAGUCUGCAUUCAGCUUUUACAGGUAGAAUUAUUGUGAGUAGGAUUUCAGUAUUGUUCUGCAUAAUUCAAGCCAAAUUGUCCCCUUUUUUUUUAAUAUCAGUUUCAUGUUUAGCAAAGGCUCCCUGGUGCACAAAAGUAAAAUUUUGCCAUUUGAAAUGCCCAAGUUCUAAAUUUGCCCCAUUUUAAAGUGCCUCCCUUUUGAGUUUGCUUGCUUAAGCAACUUACUGUAGUACGAGUUGGUGACAUUGGCCCUGACAUUCAUUUCAUGUUGUAAAUAUUUCUUGGUUUUGUUAUGCAAAAAGUCAAUGCUAGAUUUUUUUUUCUUACAAGAGAAUAAACAUUUUAGAAAAUUGCUGAACUCACGAUUGGGUUGUAAAGAUAAACAUACAAAAUACAGCA